This is a messenger RNA of Entrophospora candida, 609 nucleotides long. The record is from the annotation of a GenBank genome assembly. NCBI's taxonomy places the organism in Eukaryota, Fungi, Glomeromycota, Glomeromycetes, Entrophosporales, Entrophosporaceae.
AUGAACGAUAAAAUUGAAAUUGAAGAGGAGGAGGGAGGAAACAUUAACUAUGAAAAAGCAAAAUGUAUACCCUUACCUACACAACAACAAUUCUUUAGCGUAGAAUAUCCAGGAUAUGUAAAAAAUAUUGAUAGAGUAUUAAAAACUUUGGGGGGUCAAAAAGGAUUGAAAAAGGCAAUCAAUGAAGAUAUGAUGGAACUAUGGUUUAGGCCUGAUGAUCCUUUUAGUCAUCCAAUAAAUGGAAAUGUUAUACCAACAUCUAAUUUAUUAUUAAAAGUGACAAGGAGAAAACGUCGUUAUGUUAAAUGUGAAGUAAUAGGAAUCAUAAGUAAAACGUGUAGAUUUAGAAGAAUUGCAGAUUAUCAAUAUAUUCCAAACCCAAAUGAUUCUAUACCGAAAUAUAGAAAAGCAUUGGAGAAUUUAGAUGCAAAGGCUAUCAUGAACUUUCAAUCGGUUAUAAAUAAUAAGCAGGAGGAAGAUAAUUUGCCGCCGCCUAUCUUCUCCCGUAUUGAAUGUUCUAUGGAAUAUGGUUAUCGACAACAUAUAACAGCAUCAAAAGUAUUAGUACAGGAUAGUAGUGAUCAGGAAUCUGAAUGUAGCGAAGAAUAA